Messenger RNA from Cuscuta epithymum, 606 nucleotides. NCBI's taxonomy places the organism in Eukaryota, Viridiplantae, Streptophyta, Magnoliopsida, Solanales, Convolvulaceae. The record is from the annotation of a GenBank genome assembly.
UUUGUCCUCCUUCACUUGUAUUUUUAUUUUCUAUUUCGACACCUUAUUUUAUCUCUUGUUUGUUCAAGCUAAAAAGGAAGAUGAAGACCAAGGCGAACUUGUCAACUAAAAUAAUUAUGACUGUCAUCCUUUUAUUGAUCACUCUCAUCGCUGAUGUGUGUGUUGAUCCAGUAUCCGCAGAAGGUGGAGGUGGGCAUGGCGGCGGCGGUCACAGCGGCGGCGGGCACGCUGGUGGAGAGAGCGGAGGAGGCGAGCACGGCAGUGGUGGAGAGGGCGAAGAAGGCGGCAGUGGUCGUACUCGAGUGGUCCCGGCCGGGCAUGGUAACAGCAAAGGGAAUGGCGCCCAACUCACCAAAUCGCCCUUCAUGUUUGGACUUCAUCUUGACGCCGUCAUCAUCUUCAACCUACUCGUCUUUUAUCUCAUCUAAGUUUAAAUUCCUUCAUGUAAUUAUUUUUUCAAUAUUCGAAUUACAUAGAAAUAUGAUAGUAAACAUUCACUUCUUAAUUUGUAAGAGGCCUUACAGUUUAAACUUUUUCAGAAAUAGGAUUUCACAAUGUGAUUCAUGGAGCAUGCUAUCCAUACCCUCUAAUUUAUAGCCAAACAUU